Messenger RNA from Scatophagus argus, 2837 nucleotides. RefSeq names its product transmembrane 9 superfamily member 2 (gene tm9sf5). Gene Ontology annotation, biological process: protein localization to membrane. Gene Ontology annotation, cellular component: membrane. The record is from RefSeq and is a predicted model, not a curated record. The transcript is spliced from 18 exons. NCBI's taxonomy places the organism in Eukaryota, Metazoa, Chordata, Actinopteri, Scatophagidae. Bases 193 to 2205 code for a protein of 670 amino acids.
UGGCUUGACAGCACUGGACGUCACGAAUGUUGGUUACGCCGUCAGACGCGUCAGCCCAGCCACUUCGUCCAGCGUAGAAAGCAGUAGCUAACACUAACAGUGUAUCACUAGCAAAUAUUCUCUUCCUUUAGGAGAAGAAACACUCUCCAUUGGUACAAAUAUAAAAAAUCGAAGAACCGUGUCCGCGUUAAAAUGAAGAGGCGGAUACACGUUGGUUUUGUGCUGGUUUAUUCGCUGGUCUCGUAUUUCUGUUCGUGCUCGGCGUUUUAUCUUCCGGGUUUAGCCCCUGUGAGUUUUUGUGAAGAAGGUAAUGAUGGUGACGAUUGUCAGAAAGUGAUUGAGCUGUUUGUCAAUCGCUUGGACUCGGUGGAGUCAGUCUUGCCUUAUGAGUAUGAUGUGUUUGACUUUUGCAAAGAUGCUAAGGAAAAGAGGCCAUCAGAGAACCUUGGACAAGUGCUGUUUGGUGAGCGAAUUGAGUCAUCACCUUACAAGUUCAACUUCAAACAAGAUGUUAAAUGCAAGGCGGUGUGCUCAAAAUCCUACAAGAAAGGCAAUAAGGAGGAUGCAACCAAACUGGAUUUCCUUAAGAUGGGAAUGCAGCUGAACUACCAGCACCACUGGAUCAUUGACAAUAUGCCAGUGACUUGGUGCUAUGAUGUGGAAGAUGGUCAGAAAUACUGCAACCCAGGCUUCCCCAUUGGUUGCCUCGUUACCACAGAGGGCAGACCUAAAGAUGCCUGUGUUAUCAAUGCUGAGUUCAACAAGAAGAACACAUUUUAUGUCUUCAAUCAUGUGGACAUCAGGAUUGUUUACCACAGUGGAGCACAGGAAGGAUGGAGAGGAGCUCGGCUGGUCACUGCCUAUCUGGAACCAAAGAGUAUCAAACAUGCAGAUGAGAAUAAACCGGAUUGUGAGGGAACUACCCCAAUGGAGGUCCCUGGGGAGUUUGAUGGUGAUGUGUCGAUAGUGUACACUUACUCGGUCUCAUUUAAGGAAGACAAUUCUAUCAAAUGGGCCUCUAGGUGGGACUACAUCCUGGUCUCCAUGCCACACACCAACAUCCAGUGGUUUAGCAUCAUGAACUCCUUGGUCAUUGUCCUCUUCCUGUCUGGUAUGGUUGCCAUGAUCAUGCUGAGAACCCUACACAAGGACAUUGCCAGAUACAACCAGGUGGACCAGGUAGACUUCAUAAAGCUUCCAACAACCAAAGGGAAAUCUUCUCAAUCCUAUGAGGAUGCACAGGAGGAGUCAGGGUGGAAGCAGGUGCACGGGGAUGUUUUCCGCCCCCCCAGGAAAGGCAUGUUACUGUGUGUGUUCCUCGGACAGGGCACCCAGAUCUUCAUCAUGACCUUCAUCACACUCUUCUUGGCUUGUCUGGGUUUCCUGUCACCAGCCAACAGAGGGGCUCUCAUGACGUGUGCUGUGGUCCUCUGGGUUCUGCUGGGCACACCUGCUGGCUACGUGUCUGCACGCCUUUACAAAACUUUCGGAGGUGAAAAGUGGAAGACAAACGUUUUGUUGACAGCCCUCUUGUGCCCAGGAAUUGUGUUUGCAGACUUCUUCCUGAUGAACCUCAUCCUUUGGGUGGAGGGUUCCUCAGCAGCAAUCCCCUUUGGCACUCUGGUGGCCAUUUUGGCUCUGUGGUUUGGAAUCUCUGUGCCCCUCACGUUCAUCGGUGCCUAUUUUGGAUUCAAGAAGCCUGCAAUUGAGCAACCGGUGCGAACAAACCAGAUCCCCCGUCAAAUUCCCGAGCAGUCAUUUUUCACAAAGCCUAUUCCUGGCAUAGUAAUGGGCGGCAUCCUGCCCUUUGGUUGCAUUUUCAUCCAACUUUUCUUUAUUCUCAAUAGCAUUUGGUCUCAUCAGAUGUACUAUAUGUUUGGAUUCCUGUUCUUGGUUUUCAUCAUUCUACUCAUCACCUGCUCUGAGGCCACAAUUCUGCUCUGCUACUUCCACCUAUGUGCUGAGGACUACCACUGGUGGUGGCGUUCCUUCCUGACCAGUGGCUUCACAGCAGUUUAUCUGUUUAUCUAUGCUGUGCACUACUUCUUCUCAAAGCUGCAAAUAAUUGGAGCUGCCAGCACCAUCCUGUACUUUGGAUACACUAUGAUUAUGGUCCUCAUCUUCUUCCUCUUCACAGGUACAAUUGGCUUCUUCGCCUGCUUCUGGUUUGUAAAUAAGAUCUACAGUGUGGUCAAAGUGGACUAGAGGACUGAGGGAAGGACUGACUCCUUGCUGUGGCACUACUGGGCUCCUCAGUGCUGGCUGUGUAAUAAAGAGGUCUGAAUGGACCUGAACUGAAACCAUCACUUCUCAUAGAAAAGACCUGAAGGGCAGAGUCCGUCCUCUUUUGUGCUUUAAAAACUAUGUUGCUGUUUUCUUUCUUUUUUCCCCCUCUUUUUUAAAAUAUAUAUAUAUAUAAUAAUUUGUGUUAUCUGUUGACCAGUAAUAUUUUGAGUGGCUUCUUGAAAAAUCUGUGUGGGGCUCCAGUGAUCUAGCUGUCAUAAUGGCUGGUUUGUUUUGGUGGGUUAACAGAAAAAGCUGAAAUAUUUUUAUUUUUCAUUUUCUAAAGAAAAUAAAAUGUUCUGUAUGUUGCAUUUCUAUUCCUUUAAGGCUAAAUAGUUUGUUUUUCAUUACUUGUAAUGAAAUGAUGGGGAAAAAUGUGUGUAUAUAAGCUGUAUAAAGGGCACGAAUGAGAGAAUGCUACUUAAAGAUUGUCACCAUUAUGGAACCUUCUGUAGACGUUCUUUUUUCCUUCGAGGUAAAGAUGGGGCUUUAAAUCCUUAAACAUCAGCUUGUAUUGUAGUUCAGAAAUAUAUAAAACACUUUGAUAACUAUGA